Anopheles marshallii is the source of this 1806-nucleotide messenger RNA. Its product is annotated as maltase A3-like. Gene Ontology annotation, biological process: carbohydrate metabolic process. NCBI's taxonomy places the organism in Eukaryota, Metazoa, Arthropoda, Insecta, Diptera, Culicidae. Bases 1 to 1806 code for a protein of 601 amino acids. The record is from RefSeq and is a predicted model, not a curated record. The transcript has 4 exons.
AUGGGACUUUACUGCUGGGUGGCCCUUUUGGCGGUGGGAGUGGGAGUAGUUUCCGCCCAGAAAGAUUGGUGGGAAACGGCAAGCUUCUACCAGAUCUAUCCACGAUCGUUCCAAGACAGCAAUGGCGAUGGAAUCGGUGACCUGAACGGCAUCAAGAGCCGGCUCGAAUAUCUGAAAUCGCUGGGCGUGACGGGUUUCUGGCUGUCGCCAAUAUAUCCCUCGCCUAUGGCCGACUUUGGGUACGACAUUUCCAACUUCAUCGACAUUCAUCCAAGCUUCGGCACGAUGGACGAUUUCAAGCAGCUCGUAGCAGAAGCGAAAAAACUCCAACUGCGCGUCAUCCUUGACUUUGUGCCGAAUCAUUCAAGUGAUGAGCACGAGUGGUUCAAGAAGAGCGUACAGCGUGAACCUGGAUAUGAGGAUUUUUACGUCUGGCAGGACCCCAAACCGGGUACGGAACGCGAUCCACCGAAUAACUGGGUCGCAGCAUGGUACGGGUCGGCCUGGGAGUGGAAUAACGAUCGCAAGCAAUUUUACCUUCAUCAGUUUCAUACGAAGCAACCGGAUCUGAACUACCGUAAUCCCGCGGUGGUGCAGGCUAUGAAGAAUGUGCUACGCUUUUGGUUGGACCAGGGAGUGGAUGGGUUCCGGGUCGAUGCCGUUCCGUGGCUUUUCGAGACGGUCGGCUUCCCGGACGAACCCACUAGCGGUCAGUCAAACGAUCCGUUAAGUCAAAACUACCUGCGCCAUAUAUACACGCUCGACCAACCGGAAACCGUCGACAUGGUGUAUCAAUGGCGCGAGUUACUGGAUCAGUAUAAGCAGGAGCAUAAUACUACCACUAAAGUGCUCAUGACGGAGGCCUGGUCGUCGCUGGAUGUCGUAAAAACGUACUUUAACGACAGUAACAAUCGGCAAGGAUCGCAGAUGCCUUUCAACUUUCAGCUGAUCAUGCGUCUGGACAGCAAUUCGAAGGCAUCCGAUUUCAAGACGGUGGUGGACUCGUGGAUUGAUAUCAUUCCACCCAACCAUACGCCCAACUGGGUGCUCGGAAAUCACGACAAACGGCGUGUUUCGUCGCGCAUGGGUGGAGAUCACAUGGUUGACAUAAUGGCCAUGAUCGAGCUGACCCUUCCCGGUAUAUCGGUCACCUACCAGGGAGAAGAAAUUGGCAUGCACGACGUAGAUAUAUCCUGGGCAGAUACGCAAGAUCCCGCUGCGUGCCAGCUGACUGAGCAAACGUACCAGGAAGGAACACGCGACCCGGCUAGGACGCCGUUCCAGUGGGAUUCCACUGCCAAUGCCGGCUUUACAAAUGCCUCCGUAAAGCCAUGGCUUCCACUAGCGCUAGAUUACCCGUUGGUAAACGUGCAGGUACAGCAAGAUACCGCCCAAAACAGCCAUUUGAAGGUGUUCAAAGAGCUGAUGAAUUUACGCGGCACCAAAACACUGAUCUGGGGUUCGUACAAAUCGCUGGUGCUUGGCACUAACGUUUUCGCCAUAUUGCGCUCAUUCCCCAACGAUAAGCGUACAUACGUAGUACUGACGAAUAUUGGCACCACCGUCGAAACGGUGGACGCCACAAAGCUGGACAGCAGUUUGCCCAACGAACUGGUGUAUCGUGUGGUGGGUGUAUCAUCAAAUCAUAAACCGGGCGAAACCGUUAUCGCAAAGAGUAUUCAACUGCAAGCUCAUGAAGCAGUUGUGUUAAGCAAUGGUAUGGCGAGAUUGGCGCAAAGCUUCACAGUAUUGGGCGGUGCUAUCGUACUACUGAUGGUUGUUCAUAUGUUUAAGACGUCCAUGUAA